GCGCCGUUGACUUGACAUUGACAAUAAUUUUGGCGGGAACGUAGGUUACAGAGAGGCUACUCGUUCACUUACCAAAGCAAAACAAAACAAAAUAUAUUAAUUUCACAUGGCUCAUUCUAAUUAUUUAUCGGUUUUCGACAUAUUAGUAUCAAAUGAAAAAGUGCCAAGUAAAUUUUUGCACGAGUUGCCUAAAAUGGGCUUUUUAGAUCCAUCUGCUACCGAAGAAGAUUUAAAAGCUGGAUCCCAUGUUGAAAUUCCAUUGUGGUUAGCGGAAUCUUUACAUGCAAGAAGACCACCAUUAGUUGGUGUAGACUUACCAAAGAUAUACAAAGAUGCAUAUAGAGAAAUCCUGAAUGCAGAUGCUUGUACUGUAGAUAUGCAUAAAUUGGGACAGUAUUUUUAUGAAUUGGGAUGUUACAUUGCUAAGUAUGACAUAAAGGGGGAUGUUGCUGCCACCCUUGUUAAUACUUUUAAACAGAGGUUUAGAAUGCUAUUAGCAGCCAGUGUAUCCACGGAUUCACUUGGUUCCAUGCAGCCACUUUCUGCUAGUGAGCGGGAGCGUGCCGCUGCGGCUGCUAGUACUGAAAGAGCUCUCUCAGCCUGGUUGCAAAGGGGAGACUCUGUCCUCACAACAGCUAACAUGGUUGCGAAUCACAGGAAACGGAAGAGGGCUGAAUUGGAAAUGAUUUAAAUUGUUUUUCUUUUUUUUUUUUGUAAAUAAAUUAG
This is a messenger RNA of Amyelois transitella, 726 nucleotides long. RefSeq names its product DNA replication complex GINS protein PSF3 (gene Psf3). The record is from RefSeq and is a predicted model, not a curated record. Gene Ontology annotation, cellular component: GINS complex. Lineage: Eukaryota; Metazoa; Arthropoda; Insecta; Lepidoptera; Pyralidae. Gene Ontology annotation, biological process: mitotic DNA replication initiation. Bases 107 to 691 code for a protein of 194 amino acids. The transcript has 3 exons.